Molecule: messenger RNA, 2451 nt
Organism: Candidozyma duobushaemuli
Lineage: Eukaryota; Fungi; Ascomycota; Pichiomycetes; Serinales; Metschnikowiaceae
Exons: 2
Coding region: 1-2451 (816 amino acids)
Source: RefSeq, a predicted model, not a curated record
AUGUUCGACGCCUUUCUUCUAAAGCUUGCAGUGAAGCCUAUCAACAAACCGGAUCAUGUUCCAGCACCUCCAGAAGUAUGGGAGAUCCGUGUUCUUCUAAGCACAACCAUCUAUGAAAUAAAGGAGCUGAUUUGGAUCCACAGCGAGAACCACAGUCUAUCACCGCCCUUCCUUAGGAUCAAGAUGUUCGGAGGACCUGUCGGUGAUCUGUCGUCCUUGGACUCUAUCUUAGGUCUCACUGAGCCUCCAGCAUAUGACAAUUCAAUCGACGCUUUGUCAGUGAUCAUUGACUACACCCUAUUCGGGUCUCCAGCUAUUCCACACAGGGAUCCCAUCCCACUGUUUUUUGAUGUGCUUGUCUCUUCUAUAAUCAAUGGGACAAGACGGCAGACACUACUUCGGGAGUCAUUGGGCUCAACCGUGAGAGACAUUAAAGAGCAAAUCGUCGAGAAGUAUUCCCUAGAUCGGUCUGCUUAUGGCUUAAAAGUACCUGAUGGCAUUUUAUGCGACGAUGAUAACACACUUCGGGACAUAUUGGGGCUCGACGUUCCACUUCCUCGUAACAAGCGUCUUGAGUUGCAACUAGUCGAACGCGGCACACAACUACUAAAGAUCACCGAAAGGUCAUCAGGAAGACAUUUCGCAUCAAUCAAUAUCACAAAUGCUACUACAAUACAGGAGGUCAAAUCUGUUGCUUCGAGAUAUGCUGCUGUCCCUGAGCACCUCGUCAGACUCGCAUAUAGAGCUCACAUCAUUGCAGAGCCUUCGGUUCAGCAGGAUGGAAGGACAAUACUUGACAUUUUACAGCUUGGAUCCACCUUCGAACUGACAUUCGAAAUCGAAUUUGAUCUAAAGGAUGAAGCGACGACAAUCAUAAACGGAGAGGAAUGGGCCCCUACGGGGAAUACUUUUGUCGAGGUCGGGGACAAGAACGGAUCAACAAGAUUGGUUCAUCAAUCAACUUUGUCCUCCAGCACAUAUGUCAUUAGCUUGCAAGGAACAACGGUCGAACUCGACUCCUCAGAGUGUAUCAUCAAUGACAACGAAGGAUAUGUUCUCAUAAGUCCGGUGGGAUACUCAAGAAUCAGAAACAAAUGGGGAAGCAGAGUUUUGAAAGCACAAAAGAGAAAUUCCUCACAGAUCAAUGGAACGCAGCAGGGGGAAGAAAGAGUGCUCCAAGCUAACCCGACUCUCCAGCCACAAGUGAUGCAGCCACCGCAGCAGGAUGAUCACGUCCGAAGGGAGCAUUGGGCCCAAGAAGCUGACCCUGUUCAGCUCGAGGAAGAGAUAGCAGAGAGGGAUCAACGCAGAAACAUCGCAGGACAGAGACAGACCGUUUUCACGAGGCUAAUAGCAGCCGCCAUGGCCAAUCGCCAGAACCUUCGAAGGAUUGGUAUCAAUGUCUUCUUCAUGGCUAUGAUAGGUUUCGAUAUGCUUGUUCUCCUCACGAUACCUAAAUUUGCAACAGCGGCAGUCGCUUUCACAUUUCUUUAUUCGGUUUUCAUCCGAGGCGGAGAAAUCAGCGACUGGCUUGACCACUGGAUCCUUGGCGAGGGGGCACCAAACACUGUACCAUUCCGAAUCGUUCGGCUCAUUUCCAACACAAUACGAGGGGGCUAUAAUUUGUAUCACUUCAAUUUCGACAGGAUGUACAAUUUCACCUCGAACUUAGUGAUGCAAUUGAGACCUUCGAGGGAGACUUUACUCGAGAGAACAGCCCAGCGGACCGAUACUGUAUCAUUUUAUGUCAUUUCAGCCUUGAAAGAAUUCUUGAGUUUAGUGAUAUUAUUCAUUGCCACGAUAAUUCCGACUGUUGAGACGGCAUUCACAGAGCAGGAUCUCACGAGACGGAACGAGACGAAAGACCGCAUUGUUGCAAGAAUCAAAAACUUUAUCGAAGAGGCCAUGCACAGACAAGACUACGCCAGUGUGAAGCAAUACAUUGAGCAUGUAGAAGGUCUGCUCGACGACUUAUAUGCCACUGAGGAUUGCGAUAAGCUUGUCAAAGCUUACUUCACCGUGUUUAGGGCGUGUUCGGCCUCCCCGGAGGAGGUAAGAGCACUAAACACGAUGGCGGGGCAAGCUGCCGCUGCAGACGUAUUCGCGGAACCAAGAGAUCCGGAGUACGGCAACAACCUGUCGGAAGAGCGUUUUCAGGAUGAUGCAAGAGAGGCACAGAUUGAGGAGAUCGACUUCUCCACCGUUGCCAUUGCCGCCGCCUCUGUCGCCGCCGUCUCCGCUGCCUCCGUCGUCACCGAGACCGACCUCCAGUCUACCUUGGUCACCAUCACCGACUGUGGUCCAGAGGUUACUGACUGCCCCGCCAAGUCCUCUAUUGCUCCUCAGAACCACACCGCCACCGCUAACGUCUCCUCUUACGAGGGUGCUGCUAACAAGCAGUACGCUGCCGGUGCCGUUGCCUUGGCCGCUGGUGCUUUGUUGGCUUUGUAA